GAAUAGGCGGAAAGGGAAGUCCUGGAAGGGGUGGGAGUUGUGGCAAUGGUGGAAGCUCAGGCAUUAAAGCCGGAUCUAAAACACAAGAGUAUUUCCAUAAAGAUUGAAAGAGAGUUUCGGAGAUCAGGUUGAGAUUAGAGAGAGAGAGAAGAGAUAGAAAGUGUGUGACUGAAUCCUUAUGACUUGUGACUUGUGAGGGAGCGACAGAUGCACAGAGAGAGCUUUUUCUUUUAUUUUCCUUUGUAAUUUCCCUUUUACCCUUAAACGGCGUUAAAGGUUUUACUUUAUAGGUUAUGGUUUAAUUCAAGUUAAAUCUGGCCUUUGAUUUUUUAACAGCAGAUUGUAUAAGCACUGAAGCCGGAUCCUGUUGGGAAAAGGUCACCUCGGAGUCCCCCCGGGCCACCAACUCUCUUAAGCCGCUUACUUCACUCUCUGUCUACUAGUUCAGCUUAAGCCAUAUAUCGAACACGAGGGACAGAGAGAGAGUGAGAGAUGGACUUAGAAGGAACGCCUGGUCUCCAUGGAUACCGCAUGCCUGCUGAGUGGGAAACCCAUUCAAACUGUUGGAUGGGUUGGCCUGAACGCCCAGAUAACUGGAGAGAUAAUGCAGUUCCUGCCCAAUGUGUAUAUGCCAAGAUAGCAUCUGCAAUCUCAAAGUUUGAGCCUGUAACUGUAUGUGCAAGUGCUGCUCAGUGGCCCAAUGCACGAAGUCAGCUGCCAAAAAAUAUAAGACUGAUUGAGAUGAGUAUGAAUGACUCUUGGUUUCGUGAUACUGGACCAACUUUUGUAGUUAGCAAGGAUGCAUCAAAUUCUGGUACCUCAAUGCCGAAGGUUGCUGGCAUUGAUUGGAAUUUUAACAGCUGGGGAGGCAUUGAUGAUGGUUGCUACCAAGAUUGGAGUCUUGACCUCCAUGUUGCAAGGAAGAUCUUGGAUAUUGAGAGGCUUCCUAGGUUUCCACAGUCUCUUGUUCUGGAAGGUGGGAGCAUCCAUGUUGAUGGAGAAGGAACUUGCCUUACCACGGAGGAGUGCCUUUUGAAUAAAAACAGGAACCCGCAUUUAAAUAAGGGGCAAAUAGAGAAUGAACUCAAGGCAUAUCUUGGAGUCAGGAAGGUUAUUUGGUUGCCUCGUGGAUUAUACGGUGAUGACGAUACUAAUGGUCACAUCGACAACAUGUGCUGUUUUGUGAAGCCUGGUGUGGUUCUGUUGUCCUGGACCAAUGAUGAAAAUGAUCCUCAGAAUGAACGAUCUGCAGCGGCCUUUUCUGUUCUUACAAGUGCUACUGAUGCCAAUGGUCGGAAAUUAGAAGUGAUUAAACUCCAUGUUCCAGGGCCACUUUACAUGACAGAUGAAGAGGCAGCAGGAUUAAUUCAGGAUGGUGAGGCUAAACUGAGACUCCCAGGUACCAGACUUGCCGCUUCAUAUGUGAAUUUCUACAUUGCCAAUGGAGCAAUUAUCUUACCACAGUUUGGAGACCAAAAGUGGGAUGAUGAAGCUGUUCAUGUUGUUUCUCUAGCCUUUCCAAAUCAUGAAGUGGUAAGAAUCGAAGGAGCGAGAGAGAUUGUUUUGGGGGGUGGAAACAUACAUUGCAUUACUCAACAACAACCAUCCAUUCCAUUCCAGAAUGGUGAUCGUUUAUGAACGAACAUUUGGGCAUGGAUUUAUUAAUACUCAUAUCGAGAUUAUGCGGUUGUUGCCAUUGAGAUUUUCAGAUGCUAAUCUGCCCCCACUCAGGUUUACUAAUGCUGUUAAUAAGCUUUGAGCCUUGACUCUUUAGGGAGGGUGCUAUAUAUGAAUAUGAAUUGUUCUGCCACUCCCUCUCUCUCUCUCUCUCUCUCUCUCUCUCUCUCUGGGAGGAAUUUGCACUUCAUUUCAUUUCUUUAAAUUGAAUUAUUAUUAUUAUUAUUAUUAUUUUGUGCCA
Molecule: messenger RNA, 1918 nt
Organism: Alnus glutinosa
Lineage: Eukaryota; Viridiplantae; Streptophyta; Magnoliopsida; Fagales; Betulaceae
Product: agmatine deiminase
Exons: 10
Coding region: 493-1638 (381 amino acids)
Biological process (GO): putrescine biosynthetic process
Molecular function (GO): protein-arginine deiminase activity; agmatine deiminase activity
Source: RefSeq, a predicted model, not a curated record